Molecule: messenger RNA, 1380 nt
Organism: Rana temporaria (common frog)
Lineage: Eukaryota; Metazoa; Chordata; Amphibia; Anura; Ranidae
Product: extensin-like
Exons: 1
Coding region: 1-1380 (459 amino acids)
Source: RefSeq, a predicted model, not a curated record
AUGAAUCCUAAUCCAUGGCGAGGACUAAAACUACUUCGUCCUGUGCCGCCACCUGAGCCACCAUCACCACUGCCGCCCACCACCAUCGCUGGCCACCGGCCCCACAACUAUCAUGCCCCACCACCAGCCACACCGUCACCACCACAGCCACCCGCCCCACCACCACGCCAGCCCAACCACCGCAAUCACCACUACCGCCAGCCACCGGCCCACCACCAUCGUUGGCCACCGGUCCCCCAGCAACUAUCAUGCCCGACCACGGCCUCACCGCCACCGCCACCACCACCACCAUUGCCACCCGCCCCACCACCACCGCCGCCCCCAGCCCAACCACCGCCACCACCACUGCCAAUGCCACCCGCCCCACCACCACCGCCAGCCCAACCACCGGCCCCACCACAACCACCACCAUCGCUGGCCACCGGCCCCACAACUAUCAUGCCCCACCACCAGCCACACUGUCACCACCACCACCACUGCCACCCACCACCACCAUCAGCCCAACCACCGCCCCACCACCAUCGCUGGCCACCGGCCCCACAACUAUCUUGCCCCACCACCGGCCACACUGUCACCACCACUGCCACCACCAGCCCAACCACUGCCACCACCACUACCGCCAGCCACCGGCCCCACCACCGGCCCACCAUCGCUGGCCACUGGCCCCACAACUAUCAUGCCCCUCGACCGGCCACACCACUGCCACCCGCCCCACCACCACUACCGCCAGCCACCGGCCCCACCACAACCACCACCAUCGCUGGCCACCGGCCCCACAACUAUCAUGCCCCACCACCAGCCACACUGUCACCACCACCACUGCCACCCACCAGCACCACCAGCCCAACCACCGCCCCACCACCAUCUCUGGCCACCGGCCCACCACCAUCGUUGACCACCGGUCCCCCAACAACUAUCAUGCCCCACCGCCACCACCACUGCCACCUGCCCCACCACCACCACCGCCCCCAGCCCAACCACCGCCCCACCACCAUCGCUGGCCACCGGCCCCACAACUAUCAUGCCCCACCACCGGCCACACCGUCACCACCACCACUGCCACCCGCCCCACCACCACCAGCCCAACCACUGCCAACACCAUUACCGCCAGCCACCGGCCCCACCACCACCACCAGCCCACCAUCGCUGGCCACCGGCCCCACAACUAUCAUGCCCCUCCACCAGUCACACCGUCACCACAACCCGCCUCACCACCACCAUCGCUGGCCACUGGCCCCACAACUAUCAGGCCCCACCACCGGCCACACCGGCCCAACCACCACCAGCGGCCACCAGCCCUACCACCACUGGCCCCACCGCUGCCGGCCCCACCAGCGGCCCCAGAAGUCGGUCAUUGCACAUCUCCAGGCACUCCUGUGA